GCAUAUAGGAUGGUGUACACCCGUAGGAUUACUGUUUUUGACAUUCGCCCUGGUAAAACUACAAGUACAUUAGCCAAGUCAAUCCCCCUGUCAUUGUCGCUUUAACGUUAAACGGGCCAAGGACGAACCUAGAACUCGGCUUUGGAUUUGCUACCGAACUUGCGUGCCGGCGGUGAAGCUGAAGCUUUGAAACGUCGCGGGUAUACGGUCCGCUUAUUACCGAUAGCAGACCAAAUAGAGAUGACAAGCAUAGUGCACACCGUCGAAAGCUACUAACUCUCACUCAGCCUGUACAGACUUCAAUUUCUCUAGAGGCCAUAGGCUUCCUACCUUCUCUCCACCUGCACACCGUAGAGAAACCGCGACCUACGCUCCACCCGAAGCCUGUUGGCGGUAGGCCAAGAUGGCGACAAAUAUGCGUGGUCUGACCCAGUUCAUCGCGGAUAUCCGUGGUGCACGGGUCCGCGAGCUGGAAGAGAAGCGCAUUAACAAAGAGAUGGCCAACAUCCGGAAACGCUUCAAAGACGGAAACUUGGAUGGGUACCAGAAAAAGAAAUAUGUCGCGAAAGUCAUCUUCACAUAUAUUCUCGGCUACAAGGUCGACGUUGGUCACAUGGAGGCAGUUAACCUCAUUUCCAGUCCAAAGUAUAGCGAGAAGCAGAUAGGCUAUCUUGCUGUCACAUUACUCAUGCAUGAGAACUCUGACUUCUUACGUCUCGUCGUCAAUUCCAUCCGCAAGGACCUCAACGAGAAUAACGAGAUAUACAAUUGCUUAGCUCUUCACGCAAUUGCCAAUGUUGGUGGACAAGAAAUGGCUGAGGCAUUGUCAGAGGAUGUUCACAGGCUAUUAAUAUCGCCGACGUCCCACAGCUUUGUGCGAAAGAAGGCAGCCUUGACUCUUCUCCGUUUGUACCGCAAGCAUCCAGAAGUGAUCCCAGCGGCUGAGUGGGCUCUCCGAAUAGUUGCUAUAAUGGAUGAUAUGGACUUGGGUGUCGUUAUUUGUGUAACAAGUUUGGUAAUGGCUUUGGCACAAGACCAUCUUGAUGCUUAUGCUGUAUGCUACCAGAAGGCUGUUGACCGGUUACGUCGACUAGUGAUAGAACACGAAUAUGCUGCAACAUAUGCAUAUUAUAAGGUCCCUUCACCAUGGCUGCAAGUGAAACUACUCCGUUUACUUCAGUACUACCCUCCAACCGAGGAUGCGACUUUAAAGAACAUCCUUCACGAAGUCCUUCAAACCAUCAUGAAUAACUGCUCAGAACCAUCUCGCAAUGUUCAGCACAAUAAUGCACAGCAUGCUGUUCUCUUCGAAGCCAUUGGUCUUGCUAUCCAUCUCGAUACGAAUUCACCACUAGUAACCACGGCUGCAGUACUUCUCGCCAGGUUCAUCUCCUCGAAGGAGACCAAUGUUCGUUACCUCGGUUUGGACACUAUGGCCCACUUGGCUGCUCGUACAGAAAACUUAGAUGCCAUCAAACACCAUCAGGGUACAAUUAUUUUGUCUCUUCGGGAUAAGGACAUUUCCGUCCGACGCCGUGCGCUGGACCUACUUUACAGCAUGUGCGAUGUUGACAACUCGGAGCUCAUCGUUGGAGAGCUCUUACGUUAUUUGAAGGUCGCUGACUAUGGACUACGGGAAGAGAUGGUACUUAAGAUCGCCAUCCUGACGGAGCGGUAUGCAAGCACGUACAAGUGGUAUGUCGAUACCAUUUUGGAGUUGAUCAGUGCCGCUGGAGACCACGUUGGCGACGAAGUUUGGUAUCGUGUGGUGCAGAUCGUUACUAAUACGGAAGAUUUGCAACCGUAUGCGGCGAAGGUUGUGUUUGAAUACCUCAAAUCACCUUCCUCGCAUGAGAGUUUGGUGAAAGUAGGCGGUUACAUUCUCGGAGAAUACGGUCACCUUAUUGCCAAUGAACCAGGGUACAGUCCUAUGGAAUUGUUCGCAGUUCUCCACUCGAAAUCCCAAUUCUGCACCGCACCCACUCGCGCCCUUCUACUAUCCACAUACGUCAAGUGGGUCAACGUUUUCCCCGAGAUCAAGGAGCAACUCCUCAAUGUCUUCGAGCGAUAUCGUCACGUUCUCGACGUGGACCUACAGCAACGGGCAUGUGAAUUCUAUGCGCUCGCAAGUAGAGCCGAUGAUGAUGAGUUGUUGCAAAACAUCUGCGAAGAAAUUCCACCUUUUCCCCCAAGAGAAAGUGCGCUUCUUAACCGUUUGAAUAAGAAGCAUUCAGAUACGGAAGACAAGCGGACCUGGGUACAUGGUGGGAAAGAUAUUAAUCUGGAUCGACAGCUGUCUCGGAGGGGCUCGAGGAAACCAACUUUGGGUGACGUUAAUGGCAAUGGCACCAUUCAUCAUGGCGCGGACGCUGCGAAUGAUAUCACUCAGUCGCUCAUGGGAUUGGACCUGACAACAUCCCCCACUAGCACGUCGCAGUCGCCCACGACACAUUUGGACCCUGUAUCUGCGCCAGCAUCGAUGCUUGCAGAGGCAGGCAUUCCUCGGCUCACGGUCAGCCCAAACGUAGAGCGUUGGUUCGAGAAACUAUGCUACAGUUCCGAAGGUGUGUUGUACGAAGAUGUGCAACUCCAGAUCGGUAUCAAGUCAAGGUACCAUGGACACAUCGGACAAUUGGCGGUAUAUUUCGGAAACAAGGUGUCUGCUCCUCUGACGUCGUUCACCACCACUUUGCAUGUGGAAGAGCCCGAAGCCAUAUCCGCGUCUUUUGCGAAGAUCGCACCGAGUACAAUCGCUCCUCGGACACAGACCCAGCAACUCAUUCACAUUGAAUGCAAGAAGCCGUUUUCAAAGCCACCGAUAUUGAGUGUAUCCUUCCUCGCCGGUGCACACCAAACGAUUGCUAUUCGGCUGCCUGUCGUCAUCACCAAGUUCCUUGAACAUGUUAAACUGGGUCAAGCCGACUUCUUUGAGCGAUGGAAGUUGAUUGGAGGUCCUCCGAGAGAAUCUCAGAGCGUCUUCCCUAUCAGUUUAAAUGACGCGGGACAUAUUGAUUUACCGAAGCAACGUCAGGUUGUCAGCGGACAUUCAUUUAACGUUUUGGAAGGCAUCGACCCGAAUCCAAACAACUUGGUUGGGGCUGGUAUCCUGCAUAUGUCGGUGGACGGGAAGGUUGGGUGUCUAAUGCGGUUGGAGCCGAAUCGUGAGGCGAAGGUAAGUUUGCAAUUACUUGUGUUAAGGAAUCCAAUGUUGAUGUUCUCUAUUACAGCUAUGUCGUCUCACUAUCCGAAGUACCUCUGAGGAUGUGGCCGCUGAAGUACAGAAGCUCCUCCACAAGCCACUAAGCGCUGAUACCGCCCACACAUGAUCAAUGUUGCCUGCUCCGACUUUGCUCUGCAGUUCCAAUCUUCCUCCAUGUUUUGUUAUUUGCAUAAUUUACAAGUUUGUAUUACAGUGUACAGGAUACUACUGACACAGGACUAAUAAUGAUACCCAGCGUGUAUGUAACAAUCAAUGAGACGGGAUUAAUACCGGAAUAGUCAGUCAGUUUGCAAGUAUACAAGAGAACAAGAAAGCAAGUGAACGAAU
This is a messenger RNA of Somion occarium, 3547 nucleotides long. NCBI's taxonomy places the organism in Eukaryota, Fungi, Basidiomycota, Agaricomycetes, Polyporales, Cerrenaceae. The record is from the annotation of a GenBank genome assembly.